This is a messenger RNA of Branchiostoma floridae (Florida lancelet), 1994 nucleotides long. Its product is annotated as collagen alpha-1(XXIV) chain-like. The transcript is spliced from 5 exons. The record is from RefSeq and is a predicted model, not a curated record. The coding region runs from base 31 to 1371 and encodes 446 amino acids. Lineage: Eukaryota; Metazoa; Chordata; Leptocardii; Amphioxiformes; Branchiostomatidae.
CUGCGUUUUCUCAAGUAAUAUUUGCUAAAAAUGAGGGCAGAAAAGCUGCUACGUGGCGACUGCGACGGCCCGCACCGUGAGCGUGUCCCGGAUACGUCCGGCUCGCUGGGGACGGUGUUCUCGGUGGCGGCGGCUCUCGUGUCGGUCGUGUCGCUGGUCGCCGUCGUGCAGGACAGGUCGCUCGUCACAAGUCUUCAGAUCGAGGUAUCUUCCCUCAAGAUCCAGGUAUCUUCGCUUCAAAUCCAGGUGGAAGUCGAACAGGAACAAAAGAGCCGCACUGAAAUUGUGGUAACGUCUCUCCAGUCCCAGCUCGACCAAGAGAAAAGUGAGGUUCUGGACCUUAAAGAACGACUUCUAAUCUUAGAGGAGGAGAAAAUGGACUCUGGUUCCUUACAGGAACAUCUACAAAGGUUCGAGACCCAGGUCCAAGACGGGGGCGAUCUUGAGCAAAACUUCAGCACAAAUGAAGAGUCGGAGUUUUCGGACAGUGUUGUUGAUGAAGUUGAUCAAGAUCAUAAUACAUCAUAUUCUGACACCCCCUGGCAACUUGAGGAUGAACUGCACGACAGAACAAAGAGAUCAAGUGGGUGCACUGUAGGGUGCAAAGGACAGAAGGGGGAUCAGGGAUUGAGAGGAGUAAGGGGAUUGAGAGGACCAAGGGGAUGGAGAGGCCUGAGAGGGCCGUGGGGAGUGAAGGGAGCAAAGGGCAGUCCAGCCGGCCCUAGGGGUUACCGUGGCUACUCAGGCUCUAAGGGACAGAAGGGUGAUCGCGGACUGACCGGUCCUUCUAUUCAAGGUCAGAAGGGUGACCGUGGCCUGACAGGUUACCGUGGCUACCCUGGAUCCAAGGGUCAGAAAGGUGACCGUGGUUUGACCGGUACAUCUAUCCAGGGACCCAAGGGUGAUCGUGGUUACUCCGGCUCAAAGGGACAGAAAGGUGACCGCGGCCUGACCGGUACAUCUAUCCAGGGACCGAAGGGUGACCGUGGCCCAGUCGGUCCUAAAGGUGACCAUGGCUCUGCAGGCUCCAAGGGACAGAAGGGUGCCAUAGGUCUCACUGGUCCUGCUCCACAGACAUACAUCCGGCGAUGUGAAGUUGGAAAGGUGGAUAGUGGAUCUGGAGGUGAGCAUAUUCUCCACAGCACUGCCAGAGCCUGGCGACAAGUGUGCAAACACUACCACUUCAGAAGUCCCUUUCAUGUCGCACCAAUCGUUCAUCUCAGCUCUAUCCUCGAGGACAGCUUUGCUGGAGGGCAUAGGAUAGAACUAACUGUCAAACGACGUACAGAACGCUAUGUGGAAGUUUGCAUGGCAACUUGGUGGGAUUCCCGAUGGCAUCAGGUAAUUGUGUCUAUCUUAGCUUGUGCCUGAAUGAAGAUUAAAUAUUCUAAAACUGGCCAUGUCAACCGAUCACUUUUACAUUCUGUGCGAUUACUACAGGAUUUGUCUGAAGUUGAAACAUCAAACAGGAAAUACAUGCCUCUGACAAAGAGAUUACCUUUUGUACUGUUUGUAAACAAUUGUGAUGCAAGAAGCAAUACAUUUAUUUCUUUAGUUUUUGAUAAGUCUUAACUGAUCUUAAGACUGUCAUCCCAUUAGCAGGUUCCUUUGUUUUCAUUUUUCUUUAUGGGCUUGAUUCUGUCAUGAUGUUUUUAAGAAAGAAGUGAUUCAUUAUCGGGUCUUCAGCAUAUUCCUUUUCAAAUGCCGCUUUUUGGUGGUUAGUUACUAAUAGUUAGCAUGUAACUAAAGAAGGCAAUGAGCAGUAAUAGGUGGAUUUUCAUGACAUUGUCCUUACAAAUAGAUUAAAAAGGUAUGCAUGUUGAAUGUAAUUUUUUAAAGCUUUUCUUUGCUAUGGUUUUUAAUUUGUAAAGUCUUGUCUGUAGUAUAUUUUGGUAUUUUCACUGGUUUCCUGAGAUGAUGUAAAAUUGUGAAUGUUAGUGUUACAUUAUUCAUUGCCAAUCUAGUAUAUAUGCAUAUUCACAAGACUAUCCAUG